Messenger RNA from Rhagoletis pomonella (apple maggot), 501 nucleotides. RefSeq lists its product as uncharacterized. The record is from RefSeq and is a predicted model, not a curated record. The transcript has a single exon. Gene Ontology annotation, biological process: DNA integration. Gene Ontology annotation, molecular function: nucleic acid binding. The annotation marks the transcript as partial. Lineage: Eukaryota; Metazoa; Arthropoda; Insecta; Diptera; Tephritidae.
AUGGCCGACCUGCCUAAAGAGCGAAUUCAGGCCUCGCGCCCAUUCAUAGUCACCGGUGUGGACUACUGUGGGCCAUUUUAUUACAAGCCUGAAGUACGCAAUAAAUCGCCCCACAAAUGUUAUGUAAGCGUUUUCAUUUGCUUCGCCACAAAGGCUGUAUGGAUGGAGUUGGUAAGAGACCUCUCAACAGGUGCUUUCAUUGACGCGCUAAAACGAUUCAUCGCUACGCGUGGCAUACCCAGCUGCAUCUGGUCUGACAAUGCGACGAAUUUUGUAGGCGCCAAGAACGAGCUUAAGGAACUACGGAACUUAGCCCUCAGCGAGAAACACCGCAGCGAAGUCUACAACUUUUGCCUCAGUAAUGGCUUUGAUUGGCGUUUCAUCCCACCUCGCUCUCCGCACUUUGGCGGUUUGUGGGAAGCGGCCGUAAAAACAGCCAAACAACAUUUCUAUCAUUCCGUUGGCUCAUCACUGCUUGGCUUCGAUGAAUUGCGUACUUUG